AUGAGCGAUGAUAGUAGCUUCAACCGCCAAACGACCGCGGACGCCGAAGGUAGUGCCCAACCCACCCCGGCCAACAAUGUGGGCGGUGGAGAAGGAUGGGGCGACAGGCUCUGGUUAGGUGGCAAAGAAGAAGGACUAGGUCACAAAGUGGCUACCAAUCCCAGAGAAACAAUGGGUGACUUCCUUGCUUUGCAAGAUCAGAAGACGCGUGGGCAAAACAAAUUCAUUCAACGUGAGAACUUGCUCGAUACCAAUGUUACACCCAUGAACGCCCAAGGAGAGCCAACUUGUGCCACUGAAGAUCAUAGUUUUAUGACCCAUAAGGCUGGUGACCCGGAUACUUAUCCUGGAUGGGGUACAUUUAAGAACUUUUUUGGCAUGUAA
This is a messenger RNA of Penicillium crustosum, 384 nucleotides long. RefSeq lists its product as uncharacterized. The record is from RefSeq and is a predicted model, not a curated record. NCBI's taxonomy places the organism in Eukaryota, Fungi, Ascomycota, Eurotiomycetes, Eurotiales, Aspergillaceae. The coding region runs from base 1 to 384 and encodes 127 amino acids. The transcript is spliced from 2 exons.